Prosopis cineraria is the source of this 1780-nucleotide messenger RNA. RefSeq lists its product as uncharacterized. Gene Ontology annotation, biological process: tRNA threonylcarbamoyladenosine modification. The coding region runs from base 291 to 1349 and encodes 352 amino acids. The record is from RefSeq and is a predicted model, not a curated record. Gene Ontology annotation, cellular component: EKC/KEOPS complex; cytoplasm. The transcript has 5 exons. Lineage: Eukaryota; Viridiplantae; Streptophyta; Magnoliopsida; Fabales; Fabaceae.
ACAGCCACAGCCACACUCGCCUGUGGCUCCGUCUUCUCUUCUCGGGCUAUUGCGGCCGGCGAGUUCACUUCCUCCGUCUGUCAUCUCGCUUUCAGCCUCUCGCAUAGUUCGAUACCUUUCAAUUUCACUGAUCGGCGACGCUGGUCGACAGUGGGAGAAGCUCCAAUCGCCGCUCGACCCCUUUCACUGGCUCUGUGCUCUCCCCCUCCCCUCCACUCUUAGGACGUUGGCUUUUUCAUCUCAUCUGCUCCGGUAUAAUAAGCGUAACCUUUUUCUCAAGUGGAAGAGAAAUGAAGAGAAUGAUAGCCAUAGGGUUUGAGGGUUCAGCUAACAAAAUUGGCGUUGGCAUUGUGACUUUAGAUGGCACAAUUCUUUCAAACCCUCGCCACACUUACAUUACUCCACCUGGACAAGGGUUCCUUCCAAGAGAGACUGCCCAGCAUCAUCUCCAACACAUCCUUCCCCUAGUCAAAUCUGCUUUGAAAACAGCGCAAAUCACUCCAGAUGAGAUUGAUUGCAUCUGUUAUACCAAGGGUCCAGGCAUGGGAGCACCAUUACAAGUGUCAGCUGUUGUUGUUCGUGUUCUUUCACAGCUUUGGAAGAAGCCAAUUGUUGCAGUGAAUCAUUGUGUGGCACACAUUGAAAUGGGAAGGGUAGUAACCGGCGCCGAUGAUCCUGUUGUUCUGUAUGUCAGUGGUGGAAACACUCAGGUCAUUGCUUACAGUGAGGGACGUUACCGAAUUUUUGGGGAGACAAUUGAUAUUGCUGUAGGAAAUUGCUUGGACCGGUUUGCCAGGGUUUUAACCCUUUCUAAUGAUCCAAGCCCUGGAUACAACAUUGAGCAGCUUGCCAAGAAAGGCGUGAAAUUUAUAGACAUUCCUUAUGUCGUUAAAGGUAUGGAUGUGUCUUUCAGUGGAAUAUUGAGCUAUAUUGAAGCAACUGCUGAAGAAAAGCUAAAGAACAAUGAGUGCACCCCUGCAGAUUUGUGCUACUCUUUGCAGGAGACAUUGUUUGCAAUGCUUGUGGAGAUAACAGAGCGUGCUAUGGCUCAUUGUGAUAAGAAAGAUGUUCUCAUAGUCGGUGGUGUUGGUUGCAAUGAGCGUUUACAACAGAUGAUGAAAACGAUGUGUGCUGAACGGGGCGGAAGGCUAUUUGCCACUGACGAUAGAUAUUGCAUUGACAAUGGUGCAAUGAUAGCAUACACUGGCCUUCUUGCUUUUGCUAAUGGCACUUCAACUCCACUUGAAGAAUCUACCUUUACCCAGCGUUUUCGGACAGAUGAAGUGAAAGCAAUUUGGAGAGAAGCUGAUUUGGGAAAACAGAAUGGUCUUGUGGAUCAAAAUGUUUGACUUUCCGAUAUUGAGGUCUAACUACUCUAUUGCAAUGGAGAUAGACAAGUGGAAUACAACAUGUCAAUUGUCGUAUAUUUCAAAUUAGCAUCUGUCAAGCUGAAGAUUGUAUCUUCAAGGACCUUGAAAUUAAUUCAUGUAGUAAAACAUUAUGUAUAAAAAGAUCUUCAUUUUGUUUACCGUUGUUGUAUUGCCUCAUUGCCGUUGUACCCUUCAUGCCAAUACUUAUUAAGGUCCCAGUUCGGUUCCUUUAGCGAAUCCUGACCUGGCACGGGUGCCCUUGUGGCGCCAUCUUUCUACUUCCACCUCAUCUCUAGAUUAUGUACACUUGACUGCAGUUCAUUUGCAUGACUGUUGUAAAGCAGUGUUAAUUAGGUAGUUGUAUACUUCAGAUUAUUCUCACUAUAUAUUGAGCCUUCAGUUCAAGCAUA